This is a messenger RNA of Papaver somniferum (opium poppy), 1480 nucleotides long. RefSeq names its product WAT1-related protein At1g25270-like. The record is from RefSeq and is a predicted model, not a curated record. The transcript has 7 exons. Gene Ontology annotation, cellular component: plasma membrane. Lineage: Eukaryota; Viridiplantae; Streptophyta; Magnoliopsida; Ranunculales; Papaveraceae. Gene Ontology annotation, molecular function: transmembrane transporter activity. Bases 67 to 1302 code for a protein of 411 amino acids.
CAGAAGUCGAACAAUUCGACUUUAUGUAUUGCAUGGUGAAUUGGUUUCUUUAUCGUCAUCAUCACCAUGGGGUAUAGUACUAAAUUUUGCAGAAGAUUGAACGGAGUGAAACCAGCUUUGGUAAUGGUGAUGGUACAGAUUGUAUUUGCUGGGAUGAAUGUGUUUUACAAGUUAGCAAUGAAUGAUGGAAUGAAUAUGAUGAUUUUAGUUGCUUAUAGAUCUUUGUUUGCUACCGCUUUUGUUCUUCCUCUUGCUUUCUUCUUCGAAAGGAAAAUCAUACCAAAAUUGACAUGGACUAUAGUGUUCCAAGCCUUCCUAUGUGGGUUAUUUGGGAAUACUUUGGCUCAAAACUUUUACGUAGCAAGUAUGCAUUUGACAUCCGUAUCAUUUACAGCAGCAAUGGCAAAUCUUAUCCCAGCUAUGACAUUCAUUAUGGCUAUUCUUUGCGGAUUUGAGGUGUUAGGGUUCGGAAACGUAGCAGGGAAAGCAAAGGUGUUGGGGACAUUAAUAGGUAUUAGUGGUGCAAUGUUGCUCACAUUUUACAAAGGUGUGGAAAUUCCGAUGUGGUCAACACAUGCAUUGCAUAUCCAUCAUGACGAUCACGGAGGACAGGUGUCAACAUCUGGUAAACGUGUAUUGGGUUCGUUACUGGCUGUUGGCAGUUGUUUGUGUUAUGCCACCUGGUUGAUGGUUCAGACCAAAAUGAGUGAGAAAAUUCAAUGUUAUUAUUCAAGUACAGCAUUGAUGUGUGGAAUGGGAUCAAUACAAGCUGUUGGUUUUGCUCUGUGCAUGGAGAGGGAUUGGACGCAGUGGAAACUUGGUUGGAAUAUUAGGUUACUCGCUUCUGCUUAUUCGGGUAUCUUGGCCUCAGGGUUAAUGGUGACCUUAAUUGCAUGGUGUGUACAUGAAAGAGGUGCACUCUUUGUUUCAGUUUUCAAUCCUUUGAUGCUUGUGCUGGUAGCUAUUGCUGGUUCUGUCCUCUUGGAUGAGAAGUUGCAUCUCGGAAGUGUCUUAGGAGCGAUACUCAUAGUGAUUGGUUUAUACUUUGUAUUAUGGGGAAAAGCUAAAGAAUUGAAGAACAUGUCAAAGUUGGUGCCAUCGAAAAGCUCAAGAAAAUCAGAAAUAAUCCAAGUCAUAAUUACCUCCAGUGCGAACGAGACUACCGCCGGCAACUCUAACACGGUGAUGACCAGGAGCAUCAAUUCAGAUGAGAUCCCACAAUCUAUUGCGGAGGAAAAUAGUGACAGUACUACCAAUAAUUCUAGUUCAAAUACUAACGAUAGACUAGAAGUUAAUCCAUGAAUCAUUACAAUUGCCUGUUGAUCAUAUAGCAGGCGGUUUUGUAUUCGCCUAGGCUUACAUAAUUCUGAGUCGAUGGAUAUUGAAAAUGUUGUUUAGUUGUCAUGAGCUAAAUUAAUAUACUAAGUUUUAUAGCGUCACCUGGAUAUAAUACUUGUCAUGAGAUAACAUAUCAAACAUC